Messenger RNA from Colias croceus (clouded yellow), 2371 nucleotides. RefSeq names its product nose resistant to fluoxetine protein 6-like. Lineage: Eukaryota; Metazoa; Arthropoda; Insecta; Lepidoptera; Pieridae. Gene Ontology annotation, molecular function: acyltransferase activity, transferring groups other than amino-acyl groups. The transcript is spliced from 13 exons. The coding region runs from base 61 to 1974 and encodes 637 amino acids. The record is from RefSeq and is a predicted model, not a curated record.
GGCGGAUACAAGUUGUAAAUUGUAGUAUUUUUAAGGCUUUAGUGAAUUUUAUUUAGUGCCAUGAAGGUAGUGAUUAUAAUAUUAAUUGGAAUUUUGCAUAGCAGCUAUGCUGUUAUCUAUAGGUUAAAUCUAACGGAAUACAACCGUAUGCCACCACAAUUUCAAUUAGAUAAUUAUGAUAAAUGUUUAAAUGAACCUGAUGGUAUUUAUUGUGCUGUGGAAUUCGCUCUAGUGUCUGAUGUACCAAGUGACCUUCUGACAAUGAUUCAGGAGUACUCAGAAAACAGUGAUCGCCAUUUCAACCAUACAAAACCAUAUUACGGAAUAUGUUUAACGCAGUCAUGUCGAAGUUAUAUAAAAGAUAAAGCAGUGGGCACAAAGAAGAGCCUUGAGGGAUGCCUCAACGAGUCAUUAUGGAACGAAUACAAACUAAAGGCCAAAGUAUUUGAUAACUUUCAAUGCACGAAAUCUAACGAAGAAAUGGUAAUUGACGGUGGAGAUAUAGCAGUUGUUGUUGUGGUUUUAUCGAUAAUAAUGAUCAACGUAAUAGCAAGCUUUUACGAUUUUCUUUAUGUAAGGCGUAACGAAAAACAUGGUAAUAAAUAUCUUAUUAACUUUUCAUUAGCAAGAAAUUGUUCAAAACUAGUCAAUAUCCGCGACAGGCCAGACUCUCGGCAGAACAGACUUAGAUGUUUGGAUGUAUUGAAAACAUUAACAAUAUCUCUGGUUAUUGUUGGACAUUCAAUAUUACCAUUGGUGAUAUUUUGUCAGAAUGUACCCUUUUUGGAAUUGAGUCAUGACAAUGUGGCAUAUCAAUUGUUAUACAAUGGUACGAUUAUUGUUCAAAUAUUUUUCGUUAUUUCGGGACUAUUGCUGGCAUACAAUCUGCAAAUCGCGGCGGAGACCAAAACAUUGAACUGGCUUGAAAUACCGAAACGAAUUGCCUUGCGAUGGCUGAGAUUGACACCACCAUACGCAGUAGUUUUAGCAUUUACCUCUACAUGGCUUAGAUACGCUGGAUCGGGUCCUUUUUGGAAGAGAGUAGUGAACGACGCAGUGGACGAUUGCCGCCAAUCAUGGUGGUCCCAUCUCGUUUAUAUAAACAAUUACUAUAAUAACGGCCAGUGCAUGCCUCACGCCUGGUACUUAGCAGCAGAUUUUCAAUUACAUAUAUUCGGUUUGAUUGUCUGUGUGUUAUGUAAAGGAUUGAUAAGGAGAAUAGUUCUGGCUGGCUUGUUAGUGAUUGGAGUUAUAGCACCAGCUUUUCAUACGUACUUCCAAGAUCUAAAUGGUACACUAGUACUAACGUUUGAAGCAGUAAGAACAAUGUUUGUCACUGACCCAACAUUUGUGUAUGUGUACAAGCCCGCGCACACAAACAUAUCUAGCUUUGUCAUCGGCCUUGCCCUCGGAUUAAUUAUAUACCACUUACAAAAUAGCAACUUUGAUAUCAAAAAGUAUAAGAGGUAUCUCUUCCUGUACUACGCAACUAUACCAGUGGCCUUUGCCGUCACUCUGGCUGGUAUGGUCGCAUACAGAGACGGGCCACGUCUCUCUAUAUACAUACGAGUCUUGUAUUCUGUACUGCUGAAGCCGUUGUUUGGGUUGUGCUUCGCGGUCCUGAUACUUGGAUGCGUGUUCAGAUUUGAAGGUACUCUCCGCGGAUUCUUGGAGGCACGAGUUUGGACGGUAUUAUGCAGAGUUUCCUAUUGCGCUUAUCUCUGUCACGAAGCCUUUUUCAGAGCGAUAUCUGGUUCCAGUCUCAUGAUACGGACCAACAUUAUACAUUUAUUCGAUAUAACCCUUGGCAAUGUUUUCAUCUCUUUUUUAACGGCAAUUGUUUUAUACAUUUUCGUUGAGGCGCCAUUCUUGGGAAUCAUAGAUACGAUUAGAGCGAGAGACACAAGUCAUCGGAAAAUAAGCAAGAGCAGUUUAAAGGACAAAAACGUUUUGGAAGCGAACACUUUGAUAUAGUGUUAAGAAUAUUAAACUGUAUAUUAAGUAGUGAAGUGAAUGUAAUUUAAUAAAUAAAAAAAAUGUCUGAUGUGUCAUAUGUGGAACACAUUGGAACGAAGUUUCUAUCGUUUUGAAAUAAGUAUUAUAGAAGGUAUAAUUAAAUUAUUUAACAACAUUGGGAUAAGGAACUUCGUUCCAAAACAGUACUAGCGUUUAGCUACUAGGUAUUAUGUAUUCUGUGACAGUGCUAUAAAUAUGAGAUCUGUUUUGUUCCAUUCAUGAUAGUCAAAUGAAUGAUAUAAAAAGCAUGGAAGUAAUAAUAUCAAGAAGCUUAUAUCUAAUACACUGGAGAUUGCACUAUGAACGUUGACUUGUCACGGGAAGGUAUGACCUUGAAUGACGACUGGUUGUUCCU